Coregonus sp. 'balchen' is the source of this 34986-nucleotide messenger RNA. NCBI's taxonomy places the organism in Eukaryota, Metazoa, Chordata, Actinopteri, Salmoniformes, Salmonidae. The record is from the annotation of a GenBank genome assembly.
AUGACAGACAGUUGUUGCCUGACUAGAGAAACAGAGGAGAGGAUACGGCACAGCUCUGUUACAGACCAGACCAGACAGCAGAAGAGCCGGAGCCCAGGGGUCACUCUGACACAUCGACCAGGAGGGUGGGUGGGUGGACGGUGGGUGGACGGAUGCAGACAAGCAGUUUGUAACUGCAGACCUCAUUAACAUGGAGGAUAGACAGACAGACCGACUGAGGGUAGCUGGAGGAUACAUUUUCUAGUCUCUAUUCUAGUCACAUUACUGUUUCCUUACACAGUCUGAAGUAGGGAGUGAGUGUUUGAAUAGGAUUGCAGUGAUUGCUUUUCCUCCCUCAACAGCCCCCAUGAAGCCUCUCUCUCUCUCCAUGCGGCCCAGGGGUGCCAAGCUAGUUGAUCUCAAACGGGUUGUUUAAGCACAAUGAUUAUUACUUCACUUCGCCAUGCUUCUCCUCUUUCCAAGUGACUCACUGUUCAUUCUCUACCAUGUUGUAUUGUUACUGUACAUGCUAAUGUUCAUUUAAUGUGUACAGAGUAUUUUAACACACCCCUCGAUUCCCCAGACACACCCCCAGGAUCAGUAAUCUGUCAUGUCAACACCAAAUGUUAAAUCCACAACGCCAAAGCAUGUAUACAGGAGAGGACACCAGAAUCAUAUUUGAAAUAGGAUUAGGAAGUGUUAUAAAUAAGAGCAGCAGAUCAGGAUUAUAGUUCAUUUCCCUGUGAAAAUGGAAAUACUGUUAUCAUAUUGUACAGUACAGUGAGGGAAAAAAGUAUUUGAUCCCCUGCUGAUUUUGUACGUUUGCCCACUGACAAAGACAUGAUCAGUCUAUAAUUUUAAUGGUAGGUUUAUUUCAACAGUGAGAGACAGAAUAACAACAAAAAAAUCCAGAAAAACGCAUGUCAAAAAUGUUAUACAUUGAUUUGCAUUUUAAUGAGGGAAAUAAGUAUUUGACCCCUCUGCAAAACAUGACUUAGUACUUGGUGGCAAAACCCUUGUUGGCAAUCACAGAGGUCAGACAUUUCUUGUAGUUGGCCACCAGGUUUGCACACAUCUCAGGAGGGAUUUUGUCCCACUCCUCUUUGCAGAUCUUCUCCAAGUCAUUAAGGUUUCGAGGCUGUCAUUAAGGUUUCGAGCAUAAUGUUUCCACCUCCAUGUUUGACGGUGGGGAUGGUGUUCUUGGGGUCAUAGGCAGCAUUCCUCCUCCUCCAAACACGGCGAGUUGAGUUGAUGCCAAAGAUCUCGAUUUUGGUGUCAUCUGACCACAACACUUUCACCCAGUUCUCCUCUGAAUCAUUCAGAUGUUCAUUGGCAAACUUCAGACGGGCCUGUAUAUGUGCGUUCUUGAGCAGGGGGACCUUGCGGGCGCUGCAGGAUUUCAGUCCUUCACGGCGUAGUGUGUUACCAAUUGUUUUCUUGGUGACUAUGAUCCCAGCUGCCUUGAGAUCAUUGACAAGAUCCUCCCGUGUAGUUCUGGGCUGAUUCCUCACCGUUCUUAUGAUCAUUGCAACUCCACGAGGUGAGAUCUUGCACCUUCUCACCAAGCUGCUUGGCGAUGGUCUUGUAGCCCAUUCCAGCCUUGUGUAGGUCUACAAUCUUGUCCCUGACAUCCUUGGAGAGGUCUUUGGUCUUGGCCAUGGUGGAGAGUUUGGAAUCUGAUUGAUUGAUUGCUUCUGCGGACAGGUGUCUUUUAUACAGGUAACAAGCUGAGAUUAGGAGCACUCCCUUUUUGUUGUUAUUCUGUCUCUCACUGUUCAAAUAAACCUACCAUUAUAAUAAUAAUUAUAGACUGAUCAUUUCUUUGUCAGUGGGCAAACGUACAAAAUCAGCAGGGGAUCAAAUACUUUUUUCCCUCACUGUGUGUAAGAUCUGACUGUCGAGAGAGAGAGUGAGAGAGAGAGACUCUCACUCACUCAGGGGUCCAAACAGCAAUAAAACAAUAGUCUACAUCAUGAAUAAAACAGUACAUCAAACUACAAAUUGGGCAUCAUACUUUUUUCUUUUCUUUUUCUUUUUGUCAUUUAGCAGACGCUCUUAUCCAGAGCGACUUACAAUUAGUGAGUGCAUACAUUUUUCAUACUGGCCCCCUGUGGGAAUCGAACCCACAACCCUGGCGUUGCAAGCGCCAUGCUCUACCAACUGAGCUACAGGAGGCAUUGCUCCAUUACUACAAAUGUACAGUAUAAAAUGUGUGUGGAAUAUAUGUGUUAGAGUGUGUGUGUCUCUUCACAGUCCGCUUUGUGCCGUGAGGUGUUGUUUUUUCAAUCUGAUUUUAUUGCUCGCUUAGUUUCUUGAUGUGGAAGAGAGUUCCAUGUAGUCAUGGCUCUAUGUAGUACUGUGCAUUUCCCAGAGUCUGUUCUGGACUUCGGGACUGUGAAGAGGCCCCUGGUGGCAUGUCUUGUGAGGUAUGAAUGGGUGUCUCAGCUGUGUGUUAGCUGUUUGAACAGACAGUUCGGUGCUUUCAACACGUUGAUACCUCUCACAAAGACAAAAAGUGAUGCAGUCAAUCUCUCCUCUACUUUGAGCCAGGAGAGAUAGACAUGCAUGUUAUUGAAAUUAGCCCUCCGUGUACACUGGUUUGAUCUGGGCCAACUGUAAUUUGCCUAUGUCCUUCUUUGUGGCACUUGGCCAUUUAACUGGGCAGUGGUCCAGGUGUGUUAAAACUAAGGCCUGUAGCACUUGUUUUGUUGAUUGUGAUGUCAAGAAAGCAGAGCAGCUCUUUAUCACGGACAGACCUCUCCCCAUCUUAGUUACCGUUGCAUCAGAAUGUUUUGACCAUGUCAGUUUACAGUCUUGGGUUACACCAAGCAGUUUAGUCUCCUCAACAGGUGAGACUAACGACUGACUAAUGAGACGACAGGUGCAACACAUCCUGACCAACGAGGAUGAUUCCAAUCAGUGUGUGUCCACACCUACAGUAAAUAGAACCAACCUUGAAAAUGAAAACCAGAGCCUGUAACAAUGAGGUUUAGGGUUUAGUGAAUAAUUUGUCCCAAAUACUAUGCUUUUAGUUUUUGAUAUGUUUAGGACUAGCUUAUUACUAGCCACCCCAUUCUAAAACUGACUACAGCGCUUUGUUAAGUGUUGCAGUGAUUUCACUUGCUGUGGUAGCUGACGUGUAUAAUGUUGAGUCAUCAGUGUACAUAGACACACAGGCUUUACUCAACGCUAGUGGUAGGUCAUUAGAAAAAAUGAAAAAAAGGCCUCACGAGUGGCUCAGCUGUCUAAGGCACUGCAUCGCAGUGCUUGAGGCGUCACUACAGACCCGGGUUCGAUCCCAGGCUGUGUCACAGCCGGCCGUGACCGGGAGACCCAUGAGGCGGUGCACAAUUGGCCCAGCGUUGUCUGGGUUAGGGGAGGGUUUGGCCGGCUGGGAUUUCCUUGUCUCAUCGCGCUCUAGCGACUCCUUGUGCGGGCCGGGCGCCUGCAAGCUGACUUCGGUGUUUGGUGUGGCUGGCUUCUGGGUUAAGCGAGCAGUUUGUCAAGAAGCAGUGCGGCUUGGCAGGGUCGUGUUUCGGAGGACGCAUGGCUCUUGACCUUCUCCUCUCCCGAGUCCGUAGGGGAGUUGCAGCGAUGGGACAAGACUGUAACUACCAAUUUGGGAGAAAAAGGGGUAAAAGUACAAAAAGUAAGGGGCCAAGACUCUACCUUGUUUACUUUAGAGAGGCUUCCAUUAAAGAACACCCUCUGUGUUCUGUUAGAUAGGUCACUCUCGAUCCACGAUAUGGCAGAGGAUGUGAAGCCAUAAUACACAUUAUUUUCCAGCAGCAGACUAUGAUCGAAAAUGUCAAAAGCUGCACUGAAGUAUAACAUAACUGCUCCCAUGAUCUUCUUAUUUUACAUUUCUUUCAGCCAAUCAUCGGUAAUUUGUGUCAGUGUCGUGCAUGUUGAUUGCCCUUCCCUAUAGACGGGUUAGCUGACAAUGUCAUGAAAAUGAUGUGCACGCUUCAAAGCGGCAGAAGACUGUGUGUUGUUAUGGUUCUGGAUGGCCAGAUACUUAGCAACAGUGACAAGAAACUUCCAUGUGGUGAAUCAUAAGUGGCUUGUUUCAGCUCGUUUGAUCUUGUUCUUGAUACCAUGUCUUGUUUUGAGGUGUUUUGACUGAUGUCGUGUCUAUGCUAAUAUGGCUCAAAUUUGCUUGCUAGCUAGCUAGCUAACCAACAACUGUAAUGAUGUAUUUGAGUGCUCAUUGUGCAACUUUAUUUAUGUUUUCAAAAAACAUUGUUGACAUGUUAUCAACAAUCUGAGCCAACCCUGUCUGUUUUGCCCCAUAGUUGCGCACGCGUCGUUUUUCUGUUGUUGCUAAACAACCAACACAUCUAUAAGCGUGCUGAAAGUCGGUUGUUAAUAAGUUUACUGUGAAAUAGCAUUGUAUCUGGUCAAAAAGUUUACUAAGGGUUGGUAGCAGGCUGAUUGGUCAGCUGUUUGAACCAGUAAAGGGUGCUUUGCUAUUUUUUGGUAGUGGAAUUACUUUUCACUGGGCACAAACGGUCAAUAUCAGGAGAUAUCUUUAUCUAUAUAUUUCCGGAUAUCUGACAUUUUAUUAGAUGUAAGGAAUAGACAUGCUCCAGAUACUCAUGUCCUUACUUUCAUAUACAGAGCUAGGAUAUUGCCAUAAUGGGACAGUUUCUACAUGCAUCCAAUCCGGACCUCAGAAAUCUCCCUGCUACCGUAUGAGUCCAGAGAGAUAUUUGGGGUGAGAUACGUUCAAGACACGCUGUCACGAACGUCUACUAAGUGAGUGGACCAAGGCGCAGCGUGCGAUACGAACAUGACUUUAUUUACUUAAAGUACUCAAUGCAAAACAACAAACAAUGACGAAUCGUGAAGUCCUCAGUUACAAUGACUGAUACGGAACAAAAACCCACAACACUAAGGUGAACACUGACAGUAUAAAUAUGGCUCCCAAUCAGAGAUAACGAGCCGACAGCUGACACUCGUUAGCACUGAUUGGGAGUCACACGACCAAACAAGGAAACACAACCAAAUACAACACAACCAAUACCAAACACAACCAAAUGAACACACCCUGGCUCAAAAUACACAGUCCCGGAGCCAGAGCGUGACAGUACCCCCCCCUAAAGGCGCGGACUCCGACCGCGCCUACACCCCAAAUAGGGGAGGGCUGGGUGGGUGUUGCUCCUCGGAGGCGGCUCCGGCUCCGGGCUUGACCACCACCCUUCUUCAAUCCCCCCGUAGCGCCCCCGGUCCGAUCUGACCCAGCUGGUAGGAUCUGGACUGACGACGCGCACCCCUGGCUUGGCGCGUGAGGCAGGAACGGACCGGACCUGGCUGACGAUACGCACCCUAGGCUUGAUGCGUGGAGCCGGAACGGGCCUCACCAGGCUGACGACUCGCAUCCCUGGCUUGGUGCGAGUAGCAGGAAUGGGCUGGAUCAGGCUGACGGCUCGCACCCUUGGCUUGGUGCGAGUAGCAGGGACGAGCUGAACCAGGCUGACGACUCGCACCCUUGGCUUGGUGCGAGUAGCAGGAACGGGCUGGACCAGGCCGACGACUCGUACCCCUGGCUUGGUGCGAGUAGCAGGAACGGGCUGGACCAAGCUGACGACUCGCACCCUUGGCUUGGUGCGAGUAGCAGGAACGGGCUGGACCAGGCCGACGACGCACACCGUAGGCUUUGUGCGUAGAGCAGGGACAGGCCGGGCUGGGCUGGCGACGCACACCGUAGGCUUUGUGCGUGGAGCAGGAACAGGCCGGGCUGGGCUGGCGACGCACACCGUAGGCUUUGUGCGUGGAGCAGGAACAGGCCGGGCUGGGCUGGCGACGCACACCGUAGGCUUUGUGCGUGGAGCAGGAACAGGCCGGGUCGGGCUGGCGACGCACACCGUAGGCUUUGUGCGUGGAGCAGGGACAGGCCGGGCUGGGCUGGCGACGCACACCGUAGGCUUUGUGCGUGGAGCAGGAACAGGCCGGGCUGGGCUGGCGACGCACACCGCAGGCUUAGUGCGUGGAACAGGAACCGGCCGGGCUGGACUGGCGACGCACACCGUAAACCUAGUGCGUGGAGCAGGAACCGGCCGGACAGGGCUGGCGACGCACACCGCAGGCUUAGUGCGUGGAACAGGAACCGGCCGGGCUGGACUGGCGACGCACACCGUGGGCUUGGUGCGUGGAGUAGGAACAGGCCGGUCCGUACUGGGAACACACACCACUGGCCUUAACCGGGGAUCAGGAACGGGCCGGACCGGACUGGUAACACACCUCAGUCUCUCACGCCGUGCCUCAACUACUUCCCUCCCUCUACUCGCCAAUGGCUCCCGUAAUCCGGUAGCCUUCUCUCCACGUCUCCCUGUGGCAGCCUCCUGCUGCCCAGCCGCCCAAGCCAUGUGCCCCCCCAAAAAAACUUUUUGGGGUUGCCUCUCGUCCUUCCGACGAUGGCCCUGCUGACGCCGUUGCUCCUCUCUCAGUCGCCUCUCCACUGUUUUACUCCAUGGCCGGCGAUCCAUCCCAUCCAGGAUUUCCUCCCAAGUCCAAGACCCUUUACCAUCCAAAAUCUCCUCCCAUGUCCAGACCCUUGGCUCCUGGACACGCUGCUUGGUCCUGGUACGGUGGGUUUUUCUGUCACGAACGUCUACUAAGUGAGUGGACCAAGGCGCAGCGUGCGAUACGAACAUGACUUUAUUUACUUAAAGUACUCAAUGCAAAACAACAAACAAUGACGAAUCGUGAAGUCCUCAGUUACAAUGACUGAUACGGAACAAAAACCCACAACACUAAGGUGAACACUGACCGUAUAAAUAUGGCCCCAUCAGAAUACAGCCACAGCUGAUCGUUACACGAUGGAGUCCACGCACACCAGGAAAACAACCUACAAAACAACCCAAACACAACAAAUGAAACACCGGUAUUCGGCACAGCGGAACACGCACCUGAUGCAUGUGCACCCGCUUACAUAUUUUCAGAAAUGUAUCAUAUCUGUAGUCAUUACCUGAUCAUUUAUGUAUCCGUAAAAAAAAAGAAGGUUAAUUUCAAUAGAUAUCCUUACAUGAUGUGUAAUAUUCAUCCUUGCAUGUCUGAUCGAAAAUGGUCUAAAUCCGACUCAUUAAAUGUCCAGUGACCAAAUGAUUUUACCUGUUCAGGUGUCGAAAAUCAUUGUGCUUCUUCACAUGUGAAGGUGACAUAUCUGAGCAUACAUUUGCACCAUAUUCAGUAGUAGGCUAUACAAGGCACAGAAAGGUGAACAUCGUCAUAUUUAAUCCAAGUUGCUAUUUCCAAAGCACAUCUCUGCUAUUUCCGUUUAAAAAAUGCAGCAUAGCAAAUCCAGAGCUCCAAUCACAACACCUGUUUUCUGUGAAAUUGUAAAUGUAUGCCAAUCUUUGCUAAAAAUGUAUUUAGUGGCCCUCAUGGGUGGAAUGGUAUUCAUAUUUAUCAUAAUUUCAUAAUUAAUAAACCAUUCUCUUUUAAAUACUCUGGUGUUUCUAUGUCAAACGGUUUUGUUAUAUUUCAGUCUUCUUUGAUGUACAGUACCAGUCAAAAGUUUGGACACCUACUCAUUGAAGGGUUUUUCUUUAUUUUUACUAUUUUCUACAUUGUAGAAUAAUAGUGAAGACAUCAAAACUAUGAAAUAACACAUAUGGAAUCAUGUAGAAACCAAAAAAGUAUGAAACAAAUAUGUUAUAUUUUACAUUCUUCAAAGUAGCCACCCUUUGCCUUGGUGACAGCUUUGCACGCUCUUGGCAUUCUCUCAACCAGGUUCACCUGGAAUGCUUUUCCAACAGUCUUGAAGGAGUUCCCACAUAUGCUGAGCACUUGCUGGCUGCUUUUCCUUCACUCUGCGGUCCAACUCAUCCCAAACCAUCUCAAUUGGGUUGAGGUAGGGUGAUUGUGGAGGUCAGGUCAUCUGAUGCAGCACUCCAUCACUCUCCUUGGUCAAAUGGCCCUUACACAGCCUGUAGGUGUGUUUUGGGUCAUUGUCCUGUUGAAAAACAAAUUAUAGUCCCACUAAGCGCAAACCAGAUGGGGUGGCUUAUCGCUGCAGAAUGCUGUGGUAGCCAUGCUGGUUAAGUGUGCCUUGACUUCUAAAUAAAUCACAGACAGUGUCACCAGCAAAGCACCAUCACACCUCCUCGUCCAUGCUUCAUGGUGGGAACCAGACAUGCGGAGAUCAUCCGUUCACCUACUCUGCGUCUCACAAAGACACAGCAGUUGGAACCAAAAAUCUCAAAUUUUGGACUCAUCAGACCAAAGGACAGAUUUCCACCGGUCUAAUGUCCAUUGCUGGUGUUUCUUGGCCCAAGCAAGUAUCUUCUUCUUAUUGGUGUCCUUUAGUAGUGGUUUCUUUGCAGCAAUUCGACCAUGAAGGCCUGAUUCACGCAGUCUCCUCUGAACAGUUGAUGUUGAGAUGUGUCUGUUACUUGAACUCUAUGAAGCAUUUAUUUGGGCUGCAAUUUCUGAGGCUGGUAACUCUAAGGAACUUAUCCUCUGCAGCAGAGGUAAAUCUGGGUCUUCCUUUCCUGUGGCGGUCCUCAUGAGAGCCAGUUUCAUCAUAGCGCUUGAUGGUUUUUGCGACUGCACUUGAAGAAACUUUCAAAGUUCUUGAAAUGUUCCGCAUUAACUGACCUUCAUGUCUUGAAGUAAUGCUGGACUUUCAUUUCUCUUUGCUUAUUUGAGUAGUUCUUGCCAUAAUAUGGACUUGGUCUUUUACCAAAUAGGGCUAUCUUCCGUAUACCACUCCUACCUUGUCACAACACAACUGAUUGGCUCAAACGCAUUAAGAAGAAAGAAGUUCCACAAAUUAACUUUUAAGAUGGCACACAUGUUAAUUGAAAUGCAUUCCAGGUGACUACCUCAUGAAGCUGGUUGAGAGAAUGCCAAGAAUGUGCAAAGCUGUCAUCAAGGCAAAGGGAGGCUACUUUGAAGAAUCUAAAAUCUAAAAUAUAUUUUGAUUUGUUUAAUACUUUUUUGGUUACUACAUGAUUCUAUAUGUGUUAUUUCUUAGUUGUGAUUUCUUCACUAUUAUUCUAGAAAGAAGGAAAUAGUAAAAAUAAAGAAAAACUCUUGAAUGAGUAGGUGUGUCCAAACGUUUGACUGGUACUGUGUAUAAAGUGUAGUAUUGGGAUACAAACUCAAAAUGGAAUACAUUUCAUCUCUCUUUGUAAGACCAUAACCACGUGUGUGAGGUGUAUACUUUUGUUUCCAAGUAGAUUUGUUUAAGACCACCCACCAAGAAACACAGUGAGACCCUGAUUUAUCCCACUGCAGUAAAAGGUUAACAGAAAAUAAAAGUUGCACACCCUCAACACCCCUGCCUGCCCUGUUUGUUAUGGACGAUGGAUGCAAUGGGUGCAGUUUUGUCAUCAGCGGCGGUCCCUCGCAGUCCAGACCCAAAGUGGUGGUAGUGUUGGUCUGUGAUCGACUCCAAACUGUCAAUGCAUAAAUCAUGAAUCAAAACUGUGUCGAUAUUGCAAGAAAAUAGUCAUUUCACGUAACCAUACCACAACGUAGCUGCUCUACCUGCUUCAUUCAUGACAAUAACUAACUGGAACAAGCUAGCUGGCCAAGUUGCUAGCUAGCUAAGUUAGUUAGCUAGCUAGCUUAUAUUAACCUAUAAAACAACAUUUGCCUAAAAGUUUUAAACCGUUAGCUGUCACCUUGAGGCUUGAAAGGGGGUAAAAAUUAAGGGAAGGCAAUUUUGUUAGUUGUUAGCUAGCUAGGCUAUCAGGUGGCUUUUACCCCCCUAUCAAGCAGCUAGCCCUACUGGCUGCUGGCCAAAUUAGCUAACGUUCUUCAUUGUAGUUACUAAGAUUCAAAUCAAUCAAAUCAAUCAAAUUGUAUUGGUCACAUGCGCCGAAUACAACAGGUGCAGACAUUACAGUGAAAUGCUUACUUACAGCCCUUAACCAACAGUGCAUUUAUAAAAAUAAAAAAAAGUAAGAAUAAAACAACAACAAAAAAAGUGUUGAGAAAAAAAAGAGCAGAAGUAAAAUAAAGUGACAGUAGGGAGGCUAUAUAUACAGGGGGGUACCGUUGCAGAGUCAAUGUGCGGGGGCACCGGCUAGUUGAGGUAGUUGAGGUAAUAUGUACAUGUGGGUAGAGUUAAAGUGACUAUGCAUAAAUACUUAACAGAGUAGCAGCAGCGUAAAAAGGAUGGGGUGGGGGGGCAGUGCAAAUAGUCCGGGUAGCCAUGAUUAGCUGUUCAGGAGUCUUAUGGCUUGGGGGUAGAAGCUGUUGAGAAGUCUUUUGGACCUAGACUUGGCACUCCAGUACCGCUUGCCGUGCGAUAGCAGAGAGAACAGUCUAUGACUAGGGUGGCUGGAGUCUUUGACAAUUUUGAGGGCCUUCCUCUGACACCGCCUGGUAUAGAGGUCCUGGAUGGCAGGAAGCUUUGCCCCAGUGAUGUACUGGGCCGUAAAAAAAACAUCUCAAAUUAGCUACUCACUUUAGUGUUAACUUCUUUGAGGUAUUUUCUAAAUGGUUUCUCACUUCUUUGUUCUCCAAUUGUCAGUUCGACCAUACACCGUUUACACACUCAUUUGUGGCGCGGCGCCUAUAUUCAACAGUUGGAACUCCACAGCAGAAAAUAUGUGAUGGUUGUUGCUAGGCUUCUUCUUCUUCGGUGAGGUUUAACGGCAGUUGACAUCCAAUUUAUAUUGUGUUACCGCCAUCAACUAGACUGGGGUAUAAAUCCAUUAUACACUGAACAAAAAUAUGAACACAAUAUGUAAAUUGUUGUUUCAUGAGCUGAAAUAAAAUAUCCCAGAAAUGUUAUACAGUGGCUUGCGAAAGUAUUCACCCCCGUUGGCAUUUUUCCCAUUUUGUUGCCUUACAACCUGGAAUUAAAAUGGAUUUUGGGGGGGUUUGUAUCAUUUGAUUUACACAACAUGCCUACCACUUUGAAGAUACAAAAUAUGUUUUAUUGUGACACAUACAAGAAAUAAGACAAAAAAAACUGAACUUGAGCGUGCAUAACUAUUCACCCCCUCCAAAGUCAAUACUUUGUAGAUCCACCUUUUGCAGCAAUUACAGCUGCAAGUCUCUUGGGGUAUGUCUCUAUAAGCUUGGCACAUUUAGCCACUGGGAUUUUUGCCCAUUCUUCAAGGCAAAACUGCUCCAGCUCCUUCAAGUUGGAUGGGUUCCGCUGGUGUACAGCAAUCUUUAAGUCAUACCACAGAUUCUCAAUUGGAUUGAAGUCUGGGCUUUGACUAGGCCAUUCCAAGACAUUUAAAUGUUUCCCCUUAAACCACUCAAGUGUUGCUUUAGCAGUAUGCAUUGUCCUGCUGGAAGGUGAACCUCCGUCCCAGUCUCAAAUCUCUGGAAGACUGAAACAGGUUUCCCUUAAUAAAUUCCCUGUAUUUAGCGCCAUCCAUCAUUCCUUCAAUUCUGACCAGUUUCCCAGUCCCUGCCGAUGAAAAACAUCUCCACAGCAUGAUGCUGCCACCACCAUGCGCCAGACAUAGCAUUUUCCUUGAUGGCCAAAAAGCUCAAUUUUAGUCUCAUCUGACCAGAGUACCAUCUUCCAUAUGUUUGGGGAGUCUCCCACAUGGCUUUUGGUGAACACCAAACGUGUUUGCUUAUUUUUUUCUUUAAGCAAUGGAUUUUUUCUGGCCACUCUUCCGUAAAGCCCAGCUCUGUGGAGUGUACAGCUUAAAGUGGUCCUAUGGACAGAUAAUCCAACCUCCGCUGUGGAGCUUUGCAGCUCCUUCAUGGUUAUCUUUGGUCUCUUUGUUGCCUCUCUGAUUAAUGCCCUCCUUGCCUGGUCCGUGAGUUUUGGUGGGCGGCCCUCUCUUGGCAGGUUUGUUGUGGUGCCAUAUUCUUUAAAUAUUUUAAUAAUGGAUUUAAUGGUGCUCCGUGGGAUGUUCAAAGUUUCUGAUAUUUUUUUGUAACCCAACCCUGAUCUGUACUUCUCAACAACUUUGUCCCUGACCUGUUUGGAGAGCUCCUUGGUCUUCAUGGUGCCGCUUGCUUGGUGGUGCCCCUUGCUUAGUGGUGUUGCAGACUCUGGGGCCUUUCAGAACAGGUGUAUAUAUAUACUGAGAUCAUGUGACAGAUCAUGUGACACUUAGAUUGCACACAGGUGGACUUUAUUGAACUAAUUAUGUGACUUCUGAAGGUAAUUGGUUGCACCAGAUCUUAUUUAGGGGCUUCAUAGCAAAGGGGAUGAAUACAUAUGCAUGCACAACUUUUCCGUUAUUUAGAAUUUUUUGAAACUAUUUUUAUUUUAUUUUUUCACUUCACCAAUUUGGACUAUUUUGUGUAUGUCCAUUACAUGAAAUCCAAAUAAAAAAAAAGUACAGGUUGUAAUGCAACAAAUAGGAAAAACGUGAAAGGGGAUGAAUACUUUUGCAAGGCACUGUAUAUGCACAAAAAGCUUAUUUCUCAAAAAUGUUGUUUACAUCCCUGUUAGUGAGGAUUUCUCCUUUGCAAAGGUAAUCCAUCCACCUGACAGGUGUGGCAUAUCAAUAAUCUGACUAAACAGCAUUAUCAUUACACAGGUUGUUCUUUAAAAGUGCUUUCCUCUCCAUCUUAAAUAAGCAUGCCCCAUUAACAAAAUUCAGAACUAAGAACAGAUAUAGCCCCUGGUUCACCCCAGACUUGACUGCCCUUAACCAGCACAAAAACAUCCUGUGGCGUACUGCAUUAGCAUCGAACAGUCCCCGCGAUAUGCAACUUUUCAGGGAAGUCAGGAACAAAUAUACACAAUCAGUUAGGAAAGCAAAGGCUAGCUUUUUCAAACAGAAAUUUGCAUCCUGUAGCACUAACUCCAAAACGUUUUGGGACACUGUAAAGUCCAUGGAGAAUAAGAGCAUCUCCUCCCAGCUGCCCACUGCUAGGAAACACUGUCACCACCGAUAAAUCUACGAUAAUCGAGAAUCUCAAUAAGCAUUUUGCUACGGCUGGCCAUACUUUCCACCUGGCUACCCCUAACCCGGCCACCAGCUCUGCACCCUCCGCUGCAACUUUCCCAUGCCCCCCCGCUUCUCCUUCACCCAAAUUCAGAUAGCUGAUGUUCUGAAAGAGCUGCAAAAUCCUACAAAUCAGCUGGGCUAGACAAUCUAGACCCUUUCUUUCUAAAAUUAGCCGCCGAAAUUGUAGCAACCCCUGUUACUAGCCUGUUCCACCUCUCCUUUGUAUCAUCUGAGAUCCCCAGAAAUUGGAAAGCUGCCGCGGUCAUCCCCCUCUUCAAAGGGGGUGACACUCUAGAUCCAAACUGUUACAGACCUAUAUACAUCCUGCCCUGCCUUUCAAAAGUAUUUGAAAGCCAAGUUAACAAACAGAUCACCGACCAUUUCGAAUCCCACCGUACCUUCUCCGCUAUGCAAUCUGGUUUCCGAGCUGGUCAUGGGUGCACCUCAGCCACGCUCAAGGUCCUAAACGAUAUUAUAACCACUAUCGAUAAAAGACAGUACUGUGCAGCCGUUUUCAUCAACCUGGCCAAGGCUUUCGACUCUGUCAACCACCGCAUUCUUAUUGGCAGACUAAAUAGCCUUGGUUUCUCAAAUGACAGCCUCGCCUGGUUCACCAACUACUUCUCAGAGUUCAAUGUGUCAAAUUGGAAGGCCUGUUGUCCAGACCUCUGGCAGUCUCUAUGAGGGUGCCACAGGGUUCAAUUCUCGGGUCGACUCUAUUCUCUGUGUAUAUCAAUGAUGUCGCUCUUGCUGCUGGUGACUCUAAGAUCCACCUCUACGCAGACGACACCAUUUUGUAUACAUCUGGCCCUUCAUUGGACACUGUGUUAACAAACCUCCAAAUGAGCUUCAAUGACAUACAACACUCCUUCCGUAGUCUCCAACUGCUCUUAAACGCUAGUAAAACUAAAUGCAUGCUCUUCAAUCGAACGCUGCUUGCACCCGCCCACCCGCCUGACUAGAAUCACUACUCUCGGCGGGUCUGACUUAGAAUAUGUGGACAACUACAAAUACCUAGGUGUCUGGUUAGACUGUAAACUCUCCUUCCAGACUCACAUUAAGCAUCUCCAAUCCAAAGUUAGAUCUAGAAUCGGCUUCCUAUUUCGCAACAAAGCCUCCUUCACUCAUGCUGUCAAACAUGCCUCCAACACUCUACUCAGCAAUUGGAUGUAGUCUAUCACAGUGCCAUCCGUUUUGUCACCAAAGCCCCAUAUACUACCCACCAUUGUGACCUGUACGCUCUUGUUGGCUGGCCCUCACUACAUAUUCGUCGCCGAUCCCACUGGCUCCAGGUCAUCUAUAAAUCUCUGCUAGGCAAAUCCCCGCCUGAUCUUAGCUCAUUGGUCACCAUAGCAACACCCACCCGUAGUACGCACUCCAGCAGGUAUAUCUCACUGGUCAUCCUCAAAGCCAACACCUCCUUUGGCCGCCAUUCCUUCCAGUUCUCUGCUGCUAAUGACUGGAACGAACUGCAAAAAUCUCUGAUACUGGAGACUCUUAUCUCCCUCACUAACUUUAAGCAUCAGUUGUCAGAGCAGCUUACCGAUCACUGCACCUGUACAUAGCCCAUCUGUAAUUAGUCCCACCCAACUACCUCAUCCCCAUAUUGUUAUUUAUUUUUGCUCAUUUGCACCCCAGUAUCUCUAUUUGCACAUCAUCUUCUGCACAUCUAUCACUCCAGUGUUAAUACUAAAUUGUAAUUAUUUUGCACUAUGGCCUAUUUAUUGCCUUACCUCCAUAACUUACUACAUUUGCACACACUGUCUAUAGAUUUUCUAUUGUGUUAUUGACUGUAUGUUUGUUUAUCCCAUAUGUAACUCUGUGUUGUUGUUGUUUUUAUCGCACUGCUUUGCUUUAUCUUGGCCAGGUCGCAGUUGUAAAUGAGAUCUUGUUAUCAUCUGGCCUUCCUGGUUAAAUAAAGGUGAAAAAACAAACAAACUGGUGCACCUUGUGCUGGGGACAAUAAAUGUGCAGUUUUUUCACACAACAUAAUGCCACAGAUGUCUCAAGUUUCGAGGGAGUGUGCAAUUGGCAUGCUGACUGCAGGAAUGUCCACCAGAGCUGUUGCCAGAGAAUUGAAAGUUAAUUUCUCUACCAUAAGUCACCUCCAACGUCGUUUUAGAGGAUUUGACAGUAUGUCCAACCGGCCUCACAACCGCAGACCACAUGUAUGGCGUUGUGUGGGCAUGCGGUUUGCUGUGAACAGAGUGCCCUGUGUGGUUGUGGUAUGGGCAGGCAUAAGCUACGGACAACAAACACAAUUGCAUUUUAUCAAUGGCAAUUUGAAUGCAGAGAGACACUGUGACGAGUUCCUGGGGCCCAUUCGGAAAGUGUUCAAACCCCUUGUGUUUUCCACAUUUUGUUACGUUACAGCCUGAUUCUAAAAUGCAUUACAUAAAACAUUAUCCACAUCAAUCUACACACAAUGCCCCAUAAUGACCAAGCAAAAACAGGUUUUUAGAAAAUGUAUUACAAAUAAAUAAACAGAAAUAACUUAUUUACAUAAGUAUUCAGACCCUUUGCUAUGAGACUCGAAAUUGAGCUCCAGUGCAUCCUGUUUCCAUUGAUCAUCCUUGAGAUGUUUCUACAACUUGAUUGGAGUCCACCUGUGGUAAAUUCAAUUGAUUGGACAUGAUUUGGAAAGGCACACACCUGUCUAUAUAAGGUUUCACAGUUGACAGAGCAUGUCAAAGCAAAAACCAAGCCAUGAGGUCGAAGGAAUUGUCCGUAGAGCUCCGAGACAGGAUUGUGUCAAGGCACAGAUCUGGGGAAGGGUACCAAAACAUUUCUUCAGCAUUGAAGGUCCCCAAGAACACAGUGGCCUCCAUCAUUCUUAAAUGGAAGAAGUUUGGAACCACCAAGACUCUUCCUAGAGCUGGCCGCCCAGCCAAAUUGAGCAAUUGGGCCUUGGUCAGGGAGGUGACCAAGAACCCGAUGGUCACUCUGACAGAGCUCCAGAGUUCCUCUGUUGAGAUGGGAGAACCUUCCAGAAGGACAACCAUCUCUGCAGCACUCCACCAAUCAGGUCUUUAUGGUAGUGGCCAGACGGAAGCCACUCCUCAGUAAAAGGCACAUGACAGCCCGCUUGGAGUUUGCCAAAAGGCACCUAAAGAUGAAUGGAGCAAAGUACAAAGAGAUCCUUGAUGAAAACCUGCUCCAAAGCUCUCAGGACCUCAGACUGGGGUGAAGGUUCACCUUCCAACAGUACAACGACCCUAAGCACACAGCCAAGACAACGCAGGAGUGGCUUCGGGACAAUUUUUUUAAUGUCAUUGAGUGGCCCAGCCAGAGGCCGGACUUGAACCCGAUCGAACGUCUCUGGAGAGACCUGAAAAUAGCUGUGCAGUGACGCUCCCCAGCCACCCUGACAGCGCUUGAGAGGAUCUGCAGCGAACAAUGGGAGAAACUCCCCAAAUACAGUUGUGCAAAGCUUGUAGUGUCAUACCCAAGAAGACUCGAGGCUGUAAUUGUUGCCAAAGGUGCUUCAACAAAGUACUGAGUAAAGGGUAUGAAUACUUAUGUAAAUGUCAUAUUUCCGUUUUUUAUUUUUUAUAAAUUAGCAAAAAUGUCUAAAACCUGUUUUUGCUUUGUCAUUAUGGUGUAUUGUGUGUAGAUCGAUGAGGGAAAAAAACAAUGUAAUCCAUUGUUACAUAAGGGGUCUGAAUACUUUCCGAAUGCACUGUAUCUGUGACCAACAGAUGCAUACAGUGGGGGAAAAAAGUAUUUAGUCAGCCACCAAUUGUGCAAGUUCUCCCACUUAAAAAGAUGAGAGAGGCCUGUAAUUUUCAUCAUAGGUACACGUCAACUAUGACAGACAAAAUUAGAAAAAAAUCCAGAAAAUCACAUUGUAGGAUUUUUUAUGAAUUUUUUUGCAAAUUAUGGUGGAAAAUAAGUAUUUGGUCAAUAACAAAAGUUUCUCAAUACUUUGUUAUAUACCCUUUGUUGGCAAUGACACAGGUCAAACGUUUUCUGUAAGUCUUCACAAGGUUUUCACACACUGUUGCUGGUAUUUUGGCCCAUUCCUCCAUGCAGAUCUCUUCUAGAGCAGUGAUGUUUUGGGGCUGUCGCUGGGCAACACAGACUUUCAACUCCCUCCAAAGACUUUCUAUGGGUUGAGAUCUGGAGACUGGCUAGGCCACUCCAGGACCUUGAAAUGCUUCUUACGAAGCCACUCCUUCGUUGCCCAGGCGGUGUGUUUGGGAUCAUUGUCAUGCUGAAAGACCCAGCCACGUUUCAUCUUCAAUGCCCUUGCUGAUGGAAGGAGGUUUUCACUCAAAAUCUCACGAUACAUGGCCCCAUUCAUUCUUUCCUUUACACGGAUCAGUCGUCCUGGUCCCUUUGCAGAAAAACAGCCCCAAAGCAUGAUGUUUCCACCCCCAUGCUUCACAGUAGGUAUGGUGUUCUUUGGAUGCAACUCAGCAUUCUUUGUCCUCCAAACACGACGAGUUGAGUUUUUACCAAAAAGUUAUAUUUUGGUUUCAUCUGACCAUAUGACAUUCUCCCAAUCCUCUUCUGGAUCAUCCAAAUGCACUCUAGCAAACUUCAGACGGGCCUGGACAUGUACUGGCUUAAGCAGGGGGACACGUCUGGCACUGCAGGAUUUGAGUCCCUGGCGGCGUAGUGUGUUACUGAUGGUAGGCUUUGUUACUUUGGUCCCAAUUCUCUGCAGGUCAUUCACUAGGUCCCCCCGUGUGGUUCUGGGAUUUUUGCUCACCGAUAUUGUGAUCAAUUUGACCCCACGGGGUGAGAUCUUGCGUGGAGCCCCAGAUCGAGGGAGAUUAUCAGUGGUCUUGUAUGUCUUCCAUUUCCUAAUAAUUGCUCCCACAGUUGAUUUCUUCAAACCAAGCUGCUUACCUAUUGCAGAUUCAGUUUUCCCAGCCUGGUGCAGGUCUACAAUUUUGUUUCUGGUGUCCUUUGACAGCUCUUUGGUCUUGGCCAUAGUGGAGUUUGGAGUGUGACUGUUUGAGGUUGUGGACAGGUGUCUUUUAUACUGAUAACAAGUUCAAACAGGUGCCAUUAAUACAGGUAACGAGUGGAGGACAGAGGAGCCUCUUAAAGAAGAAGUUACAGGUCUGUGAGAGCCAGAAAUCUUGCUUGUUUGUAGAUGACCAAAUACUUAUUUUCCACCAUAAUUUGCAAAUAAAUUCAUUAAAAAUCCUACAAUGUGAUUUUCUGGAUUCUUUUUCUCAAUUUGUCUGUCAUAGUUGACGUGUACCUAUGAUGAAAAUUACAGGCCUCUCUCAUCUUUUUAAGUGGGAGAACAUGCACAAUUGGUGGCUGACUAAAUACUUUUUUUCCCCACUGUAUGUCUAAAAGACACAUCUGGAUUAGUGCAUAUCCACAAAACUCAAAAUAUGCAUUGAAAAUGGUCUGUAUUCUCUAGAAUAUCAAAAACGUGUCAUGUAAAGAUACAGUUGAAGUUGGACGUUUACAUACACCUUAGCCAAAUACAUUUAAACUCAGUUUUUCAUAAUUCCUGACAUUUUAAUGCUAGUGAAAAUUCCCUGUCUUAGGUCAGUUAGGAUCACCACUUUAUUUUAAGAAUGUGAAAUGUCAGAAUAAUAGUAGAGAAUUAUUUAUUUCAGCUUGUAUUUCUUUAAUCACAUUCCCAGUGGGUCAGAAGUUUACAUACACUCAAUUAGUGUUUGGUAGCAUUGUCUUUAAAUUGUUUAACUUGGGUCAAAGUUUCGGGUAGCCUUCCACAAGCUUCCCACAAUAAAUUGGGUGAAUUUUGGCCCAUUCCUCUUGACAGAGCUGGUGUAACUGAGUCAGGUUUGUAGGCCUCCUUGCUCGCAAACGCUUUUUCAGUUCUGCCCACACAUUUUCUAUAGGAUUGAUGUUCAUUAUGGCCAAACAGUUCUAUUUUUGUUUCAUCAGACCAGAGGACAUUUCUCAUAAAAGUACGAUCUUUGUCCCCUUGUGCAGUUGCAAACCGUAGUCUGGCUUUUUUAUGGCGGUUUUGGAGCAGUGGCUUCUUCCUUGCUGAGUGGCCUUUCAGGUUAUUUCUAUAUAGGACUCGUUUUUCUGUGGAUAUAGAUACUUUUGUACCUGUUUCCUCCAGCAUCUUCACAAGGUCCUUUGCUGUUGUUCUGGGAUUGAUUUGCACUUUUCGCACCAAAGUACGUUCAUCUCUAGGAGACAGAACGCGCCUCCUUCCUGAGCGGUAUGACGGUUGCGUGGUCCCAUGGUGUUUAUACUUGCGUACUAUUGUUUGUACAGAUGAACGUGGUACCUUCAGGUGUUUGGAAAUUGCUCCGGAUGAACCAGACUUGUGGAGGUCCCAAAAAACAAAAUCGGAGGUCUUGGCUGAUUUCUUUUGAUUUUCCCAUGAUGUCAAGCAAAGAGGCACUGAGUUUGAAGAUAGGCCUUGAAAUACAUCCACAGGUACACCUCCAAUUGACUCAAAAGAUGUCAAUUAGCCUAUCAGAAGCUUCUAAAGCCAUGACAUCAUUUUCUGGAAUUUUCCAAGCUGUUUAAAGGCACAGUCAACUUAGUGUAUGUAAACUUCUGACCCACUGGAAUUGUGAUACAGUGAAUUAUAAGUGAAAUAAUCUGUCUGUAAUUAAUUGUUGUAAAAAUUACUUGUCAUGCACAAAGUAGAUGUCCUAACCGACUUGCCAAAACUAUAGUUUGUUAACAUGAAAUUUGUGGAGUGAUUGAAAAACGAGUUUUAAUGACUCCAACCUAAAUGUAUGUAAACUUCCGACUUCAACUGUAUUCCCUGAAAUGGACCCUUUUCGCCCAGUGUUUACUUCCCUCCAGGCCUGAGGGCACACACUUUAUUGUAGGCUUAGAAUGAAUGGCAAAUUGGAGUGGCAAUAUAGUCCGCUACCAUCCUCAGUAAUUUUCCAUCCAGGUGAGAAGAAGGAAGUGCCAGUGUAACAAACAGAAGGAGGAAAGGGGAGAGAAAACAUUGACCAAGUAGUUGAGUGCCUUUGGAGAGCUGUCUAAAUAGAUACUUUGUUUCCAGCCUGUUGCUGACCAUAACGAGAGAAAUAACAAUGGUUGUCCCAUCAGCUCUCUCCCUCCACCUUCUUUCCUUUCCUUUCCUUUCCUUUCCUUUUCUUUUUUUCUUCACUGAAAAUGUAAUAUACAAUAUAUGGCCAAGCUGUACUAGAAUGUGAUUCACAGACUUGAAUCAGGCACUGCCACUGCUUAUAGUGAUUCACAGUCAUUCUGCCUCAUGCUUUCAUAUACAUUUAAUUUCCUUCCUCUCACCAGAAAAUAUCUAAUUUUCACAUGAAACGCCCAUAUUGUUAUUGCUCUUGAUGGUAAAUUAAGAAUUGUAAGAUGUAAGGGUGAAUUUACACGUGCCUUGCAUUCGUGAUAAGUCUAAUUCAGACAUUACAGGAAGCAGUCGUUUUAGAAGGUAUAUUUAGACCCACCAUCAAUUUUAGAAAGGCCUCUGAAGUGCUUUGCUGUAAUUGUGAUCGACAGCUGUGGUGUCACAUGAAGGAAGUAGAGGGUGAAACGUUUAAUUGAAAACGUGACCUCCUGUCACCAUAGCAGGGCAUUUAGGCAUAGCAACAGAACAGUUCAAAUGAAUGUACGCUGAAAAUAGUUCAAUUUGUGUAUAUUUAGAACUGCAUUGCCUCUAUGUUGGUUAUACAUAGUAACUCCAUCUUUCUUUGAACAAUUUCAUGCAGUCAGAUUGGAGACAUUAUUAUUUAAAUAGAUACUUUUUUCCCCCCUUCCCCAUCCGGGCUCGAGACCACAUGCCACUUCUCUAUUUCAAAGCAUGUCAAUCUCUGUCAACUGAAAUUCACUGGCAACAAAGAGAAUGAGAGAUUUCACUUCAUAACUGAGACGAGAGAAUAUGCUUAAUUUCAAGGCUGGUUAUUAUUUUUGGUGUUACCAUAUGAUAUGCUUUUACAUUUACGUCAUUUAGCAGACGCUCUUAUCCAGAGCGACUUACAGUUAGUGAGUGCAUACAUUUUCAUACAUUUAGGUGGCAAGGUGCAGUAUUUAGCUUUUUUUUGGUGUUAUUUCUUACAUUAUUUGCUCAGAAUGUUUCAAGUAUUAUGUCCUUCAACCAAAAAUAACUUUUGGACAUUAAAUUGGCGGUCAGUCAUGAGAAAUCCGAACAGAAAUUUGACUUCCCUGAUAUGGAUCCUUUGUUUGGACUUCCCGAGGCAGCUCCAUUCAUCCUGGGCACUACACCAAAAUGUUGACGCCGGAGAAAAGGGAGGAGAAGUGGGGUUCUAGUCAGGCGGCGAGCAAACCAUCCACCGCUUCCAAGUAUAUUACUCUCUAACGUUCAGUCCCUGGACAAUAAAGUAGACAAGCUCAAGGCGAAGAUCUCCUUUCAUUGAGACAUAAGGGACUGUAGCAUACUCUGUUUUUUACGGAAUCAUGGCUCUCAAUGGAUAUAUUGUCCCCGUCCUUACAGCCAGCAGGGUUCUCCAUACAUCCCACGGACAGGAAGAAAGAAUUCUCUGUGAAAAAGAUUAAUUUUCUUAAAUUAUUCACUGCCCUGUAUAUUCCCCCCCCCCCCCCCCCAAGCCGACACCGCGACGGCUCUCAGAGAACUACACCGGACUUCAAUGUCAGUAAGACAAAGGAGCUGAUUGUGGACUAAAGGAAACGGAGCGGCGAGCAUGCCCCCUUCCACAUCGAUGGGGCUGUAGUGGAGCGGGUCAAGAGCUCCAAGUUCCACGGUGUCCACAUCAUUAAGGAAUUAACAUGGCCCACACACACCCACAUAGUUGUGAAGAGGGCACGACAGUGCCUCAUCCCCCUAACGAGGCUGAAAAGAUUUGGCAUGGGCCCUCAGAUCCUCAAAAAGUUACACAGCUGCACCAUUGAGAGCAUCUUGACUGGCUGCAUCACCGCUUGGUAAUGGCGCCGACGGAGAUGGCGGCCUCGCAACUAGCUCUUAGGAAACUUUGCGGUAUUUGUAUUUUUUUGUAUUAUUUUUUACAUUAUUAGCUCAGGAAAGGGUCUACAGACAAUCACGGACUACAAAAGGAAAACCAGCCAUGUUGCCGAGACCGACGUCUUGCUUCCGGACAAACUAAACACCUUCUUCGCCCGCUUUGAGGAUAACACAGUACCACCGACACGGCCCGCUACCAAGGAAUGUGGGCUCUCCUUCUCCGUGGCCGACAUGAGUAAAACAUUUAAACGUGUUAACACUCGCAAGGCUGCCGGCCCAGACGGCAUCCCUAGCCGCGUCCUCAGAGCAUGCACAGACCAGCUGGCAGGUGUGUUUACGGACAUAUUCAAUCUCUCCCUAUCCCAGUCUGCUGUCACCACAUGCUUCAAGAUGGCCACCAUUGUUCCUGUACCCAAGAAAGCAAACGUAACUGAAUUAAAUGACUAUCGCCCCGUAGCACUCACCUCUGUCAUCAUGAAGUGCUUUGAGAGACUAGUCAAGGAUCAUAUCACCUCUACCAUACCUGCCACCCUAAACCCACUUCAAUUUGCUUACCGCCCCAAUCGAUCCACAGACAAUGCUAUCGCCAUCACUCUGCACACUACCCUAUCCCAUCUGGACAAGAGGAAUACCUAUGUAAGAAUGCUGUUCAUUGACUAUAGCUCAGCCUUCAACACCAUAGUACCCUCCAAGCUCAUCAUUAAGCUUGAGGCCCUGGGUCUGAACCCCGCCCUGUGCAACUGGGUCCUGGACUUCCUGACGGGCCGCCCCCAGGUGGUGAAGGUAGGAAACAACACCUCCACUUCACUGAUCCUCAACGCUGGGGCCCAACAAGGGUGCGUGCUCAGCCCACUCCUGUACUCCCUGUUCACCCAUGACUGCGUGGCCAAGCACGCCUCCAACUCAAUCAUCAAGUUUGCAGAUGACACAACAGUAGUAAGCUUGAUUACCAACAAUGACGAGACAGCCUACAGGGAGGAGGUGAGGGCUCUGGGAGUGUGGUGCCAGGAAAAUAACCUCUCACUCAACGUCAACAAAACAAAGGAGAUGAUCGUGGACUUCAGGGACUGCAGUGGAGAAGGUGAAAAGCUUCAAGUUCCUUGGCGUACACGUCACUGACAAACUGAAAUGGACCACCCACACAAACAGUGUGGUGAAGAAGGCGCAACAGAGCCUCUUCAACCUCAGGAGGCUAAAGAAAUAAAGCAUUUCGCUACACCCGCAAUAACAUCUGCUAAACACGUGUAUGUGACCAAUAACAUUUGAUAUGAUUUGAUUUUGUUUUGGUACGGCAACUGCAAGGCAAGGCGUUACGGAGGGUGGUGAGUACAGCCCAGUGCUUCCUGUUUAAGUUUUUGCUCAUAGGCGGGGAGGUAGGGGCCGAGCUCCCUACCAUCCAGAACCUCUAUACCAGGUGCAGAGGAAGGCACUGACUCUAUGCACACACACUGGACUCUACCCACACACUCACACAUACUUACACUGACACCGAAACACACACACUACAUACUGACACCACACACACACUUUCACACUCACCACAUACGCUGCCGCUACUGUCUAUUAUCUAUCCUGUUGCCUAGUCACUUUACUCCUACGUAUAUGUACAUAGCUACCUCAAUUACCUCGUACCCUUGCACAUCAAUUCGGUACUGCUACUCCCUGUAUAUAUCCAUGUUAUUUUUACUCGUUAUUGUUAUUUGUUAUUCCUUGUGUCACUAUUACAUGUAUUUUUUAAAAUAUUAUCUUUAUCUUUAACUCUGCAUUGUUGGAAAAGGACCCGUAAGUAAGCAUUUCACUAUUAGUCUACACCUGUUGUUUACGAAACAUGUGACAAAUACAAUUUGAUUUGAUUGAGUUGACUUUGUGCAAACUGGAAACCGCAUAUCCUGAGGCCACAUUUAUUGUAGUUGGGGUCUUUAAUAAAGGAAAUCUGAGAAAAAUGCUCCCGAAAUUCUACCAACAUGCUGGACCAUGUUACUCUCACUUCUGGGACAGCUACAAGGCCCUCCCCUGCCCCCCCUUUGGCAAAUCAAAGCACUCCUCCAUCCUGCUCCUCCCCGCCUAUAAGCAGAAACUUAAACAGGAAGCACCCGUGGUAAGGUCUGUUCUACAUUAGUCUGAACAAUCGGAAUCUAUGCUUCAGGAUUGUUUUGAUCACGAGGACUGGAAAAUGUUCCGGGUCGCCUCUGGGAAAAGUAUCAACGUAUACACUGACUCGGUGACUGGGUUCAUCAAGAAGUGCAUAGAAUAUAUUAUUCCUACUGUGACGAUUGGAACUUAUCCAAACCAAACACCAUAUAUAGAUGGUAGCUUUCGGCAAAACUGAAAGCGCGAACCACCGCAUUUAACCAUGGCAAGGUGACUGGGAACAUGGACGUGUACAAACAGACCAGCUAUGUCCUCCGUAAGGCAAUCAAAGAUGCAAAACAACAGUACAGCUGGCUGGAGUGUUUACAGACACAUUCAAUCUCUUCCUAUCCCAGUAUGUUGUCCCCACUUGCUUCAAGAUGUCCACCAUUGUUCCUGUACCCAAGAAAGCAAAGGUAACUGAACUAAAUGACUAUCGCCCUGUAGCACUCACUUCUGUCAUCUUGAAGUGCUUUGAGAGGCUAGUUAAGGACCAUAUCACCUCCUCCUUAUCCGACACCCUAGACCCACUGCAAUUUCCAUACCGCCCCAACAGAUCCACGGACGACACAAUCGCCAUUGCACUGCACACUGCCCUCCAAGCUCAUCACUAAGCUCAGGGCCCUGGGUCUGAACCCCUCCCUUUGCAACUGGGUCCUAGACUUCGUGACGAGACGACCCCAGGUGGUGAAGGUAGGCAGCAACACCGUCAUGCUGAUCCUCAACACGGGGGCCCCACAGGGGUGCGUAUUCAGCUCCCUCCUGUACUUCCUGUUCACCCAUGACUGCAUGGAUACGCACGUCUCCAACUCAAUCAUCAAGUUUGCUCACGACACAACAGUGGUAGACCUGUUUACCAACAUAGCCCUGGCGGAGUGGUGCUAGGGAAAUAACAUCUCCCUCAACGUCAACAAAAUGAAAGAGCUGAUCGUGGACUACAGGAGACAGCAGAGAAAGCACGCCCCCAUCCACAUUGAUGGGGCCGCAGUGGAGAGGGUCUCUGUGUGCACAUCACCGAGGACCUGAAAUAGUCCUUCCACACAGACACUGUGGUGAAGAAGGCGCCACAGAGCCUCUUCAAACUCAAGAGGCUGAAGAAACUCUGCAUUAACUUCUACAGAUGCAUCAUCGAGAGCAUUCUGUCAGGCUGUAUCACCGCCUGGAACGGCAACUGCACCGCCUGCAACCUCAGAGCUCUCCUGAGGGUAGUGCGGUCAGCCCAACGCAUCACCGGGGGCACACUGCCUGCCCUACAGGACAUCUACAGCACCAGGUGUCACAGAAAGCCCAAGAAGAUCAUCGAGGACCUCAACCCCCCGAGCCACGGCCUGUUCACCCUGCUACCAUGUAACCGGCGGAGACAGUACAGGUGCAUCAAAGCUGGGACAGAGAGAAGGAAAAACAUCUUCUAUCUCCAGGCCAUUAGACUGUUAAACAGUCAUCACUAGCCGGCCUCCGCCCAGUACCCUGCCCUGCACCUUAGAGACUGCUGCCCUAUGUACAGAGUCAUUGAACACUGGUCACUUUAAUAAUGUUUACAUUAUGUUAAUUGUUCUGAAAUCGUUUCUGUAGUUAGGAACAUAUAAGAGUUGCAUUCCUGCAUCAUUAUUCUGUUGAAAUUUUAUUGAUGUCUGAAAAAUAACUAAUUGAUUACUUACUUUAUAUGUACAUACUGUAUUCUCAACAUGGCUAAUCUUACUGUAUAUAACUACUGCUGUACAUACCUUUUUCCUACAUUGUGGCACAAAUUCCAUUCAAGUCAUGGGACCGAUAUUAGAAUUUUUCGCACAUCAUGUUCAAAUCAUCUAUACAGUGCAUUCGGAAAGUAUUCAGACCCCUUGACUUUUUCCACAUUUUGUUACGUUACAGCCUUUUUCUAAAAUUGAUUAAAUUAUUAUUUUUCCUCAUCAAACUACACACAAUACCCCAUAAUGACAAAGCGAAAACAGGUUUUUAGACUUUUUUGCAAAAGUAUUAAAAUAAAAAAUAGAAAUACCUUAUUUACAUAAGUAUUCAAACCCUUUGCUAUGAGACUCGAAAUUGAGCUCAGGUGCAUCCUGUUUCCAUUGAUCAUCCUUGAGAUGUUUCUACAACUUGAUUGGAGGCCACCUGUGGUAAAUUCAAUUGAUUGGACAUGAUUUGGAAAGGCACACACCUGUCUAUAUAAGGUCCCACAGUUGACAGUGCAUGUCAGAGCAAAAACCAAGCCAUGAGGUCGAAGGAAUUGUCCGUAGAGCUCAGAGACAGGAUUGUGUCAAGGCACAGAUCUGGGGAAGGGUACCAAAAACUUUCUGCAGCAUUGAAGGUCCCCAAGAACACAGUGGCCUCCAUCAUUCUUAAAUGGAAGAAGUUUGGAACCACCAAGACUCUUCCUAGAGCUGGCCGCCCGGCCAAACUGAGCAAUCGGUGGAGAAGGGCCUUGGUCAAUGAUGUGACCGAGAACCCGAUGGUCACUCUGAGGAAACCUGGAGGAAACCUGGCACCAUCCCUACGGUGUAGCAUGGUCGUGGCAGCAUCAUGCUGGGAGACUAGUCAGGAUCGAGGGAAAGAUGAACAGAGCAAAGCACAGAGAGAUCCUUCAUUAAAACCUGCUCCAGAGCGCUCAGGACCUCAGACUGGGGCAAAGGUUAACCUUCCAACAGGACAACAACCCUAAGCACACAGCCAAGACAACACAGGAGUGGCUUUGGGACAAGCCUCUGAAUGUCCUUGAGUGGCUCAGCUAGAGCCCGGACUUGAACCCGACCGAACAUCUCUGGAGAGACCUGACAAUAGCUGUGCAGCGACACUCCCUGUCCAACCUGACAGAGCUUGAGAGGAUCUGCAGAGAAAAAUGGGAGAAACUCCCCAAAUACAGGUGUGCCAGGCUUGUAGCGUCAUACCCAAGAAGACUCAAGGCUGUAAUCGCUGCCAAAGGUGCUUCAACAAAGUACUGAGUAAAGGGUCUGAAUAGAUAUGUAAAUGUGAGAUUUAAUUUUGUUAUUUGUAAUACAUUUGCUAAAAUGUCUAAAAACCUGUUUUUGCUUCGUCAUUAUGGGGUACUGUGUGUAAAUUGAUGAUGGGGAAAAAAACAAUUGAAUCAAUUUUACAAUAAAGCUGUAACGUAACAAAAUAUUGAAAAAGUCAAGGGGUCUGAAUACUUUCCGACUGCACUGUAAGUAACUUUGUUGAGCUUCACAAUCAAUUUUAGAUACUUUUGGAUGAUUUGGACAUGAUGUGCGAAAAAAUUAUAAUAUCGGUACCAGGACUUGGAUGGGAUCUUUGCCAGAAAUGCUAAAACGUUAGCAUUUGGAAACAGUGCCAGGGAAACUAAACCAAAAUCGUGGAUUGCUGUCAAACCUUCUCCAUAGACUGCUUACAGUGUAAGGAAACCAAUAUGUAAUUUUGUAAUUUGGGUGAACUAUCCCUGAUAAGGGCCUAAUAUCCACAACAUUUGAUCAAUGGUUAAUCUGCUGGAGAAAUUAUAUUAAAGGGGUGAGUGCUCAUUAGCCAAUAGAUCUUAAUCCUAUUACUGCUGUGGCAGAGGGAGAGGACAAGAGGAGAGGAAGGGAAAGGAGAGGAGAAGAGAAGAGAGGAGAGGAAAGGAGAAGGGAGGGGAGGAGGAGAGUAGAGGAGAAGAGCGGAGAGGAAAGGAGAAGGGAGGGGAAGAGGAGAGUAGAGGAGAAGAGCGGAGAGUAGAGGAGAAGAUGAUGGGGAGAGGAGACCUGGGCCCUCCAGGGGAUCCUGCUGUGCUCUGUUCUGUCUGACUCUGGGGGAAUUGAAUGGGAAGGUCACUGAUAGUACUGGGCAAUUUUCAUAAUGAGGGACUCUGAUAAUGCAUCACACGCACACAAUCAUCAAAAAUCCAUCUGUGCCUACACAGACACAUUUAAUCACUCUGCAACCUGGACCCUCACAUUUAGCCCCAAUCCCGUAAUCACUAGCUAAGUUUCUCUCAUCUGGCCAAGCCAGUCUAAUUAAAUACAAGUUGAAAUAUUAGGGCAUCUUCUUAUUCUGUAUUCACAUAAAUCCAGUUGUUUCAGAUGUUUAAUUUACUUGCACCUCGUUCCUUUGUAUGAAAUGGAUGGUCACGUUGUUGUUUGUCUAAAUAAAUUGUCACGGUCAAUGUAGAAAAUGCCUGUCAGACAAGAAUGAAGCUAAGUUCGAUAUGCUGUUCUAGUGACAUAAUUCGGAACAAAAACGUAGAGAGAUAGAGGUCUUCACUGUUCUUUCUCUCUCUCUCUCUCUCCUGACAGACAUUGAUGAGUGUUUUGAUGGUUUUGUGGAGUGUGAUGACAAAGCCAUCUGUGUCAACCUGCCCGGGUGGUACCACUGCGAGUGUCGUGAUGGCUACCACGACAACGGCUUGUUCUCUACUAAUGGGGAGUCGUGCAUAGGUGAGUUGACCCGCUCUUUUCAUCACAAGACCAAAAGAAACACUGCGGUUGUAGGCAAUCUUCAUUCACCUAGUCACAUAUGAUAAUUCCUAUUGAUAUUUACAGUCAUUUAGCAGACGCUCUUAUCCAGAGCGACUUACAGGAGCAAUUAGGGUUAAGUGCCUUGCUCAAGGGCACAUCAACAGAUUUUUCACCUAGUCAGCUCGGGAUUAGAACCAGCAACCUUUCGGUUACUGGCACUACGCUCUUAACCACUAAGCUACCUGCCGCCCCGGCACAUCUAUCACAUGCAUAGAGUAUACCUGCACACUAGUUUGUUUUUCCAUAAUUCUAGUCUAGUGUAUUCUAACAUUGAUCAUAGCAGCACAUCUAACCAUUGCAGAGCUAGAGAUUUCCUUGGCCUUCUUUUGACCAGUUGUUUUUGCUGUCGGUGUGGGUAAUAGUAUGUUUGGACUGGACAUACCGUUACUGGUGCAUUUUCCUCCAAAUUCCUGUCUGCUUUUUACUGCUCAUUCAAUCUUUCUGGAACAUUCUCUAAAGCUGCCUGCCAAGAGCUUGUCACAUGUCAAAAUGGAAGGAAACCCUGAAGUAUUACGUGUCAGUAGUGACAGUACUGCAGCUCUGUGUGUCUGUCUGUCUGCUCUAUAGCCACAUUUUACCUGUCAAGUCUAGCCAAUCCACACAGACCGACACAGAGCACAUCAGAGACUCUCAGUGAGGUGAACAUACUGUGAAGAACAAAGACAACUGCAGUUGUAAUUUGACGAAAAAUGGUUUCUGGGGGGACAAAAUUACAGUGUUGUUAUAAAAAAAAGCCCACUUUAGCUGUUAGAAUAUAAUAAAUGUGCUUCCUUUGUCUUUUUUAAAGCAGUUAGAUGCAUGUGAAUUUAUGCAUAAACUACAGUAUUUGACCUGUGUUGAGCAUAUGCCUGAAGUCAUCUCUCUGGCUCCCUACAGAUAUCAAUGAAUGCAAGACAGGGAGGAACACCUGUGCCAAUGACACGGUGUGCUUCAACUUGGAGGGGGGCUACGACUGCAGGUGCCCCCAUGGGAGGAACUGCACCGGAGACUGUAUCCAUGACAACAAAAUCAAACACAGUCGACAGAUCUGGGUGCUGGACAAUGAUAGGUGCUCAGUCUGCUCUUGUCAGGUGAGACAGAGGAUGAUGGGUAAAAAAAAAAAGGUCAGGUCAGGGGCGUUCUAUUGGUUGUAAAGCAUUAUGAUGACUUUAUUAAUUCAGUUAGUUAUAUGAUUAAUACAGGUCUGAAGAAUUUAGAUGCGUCUAGAACCAGUUAUUUGGAAAACUUGGUUUUUAAUUAAGCAAAAAAACUAUAAUUUAUCUAAUGAUUAUUAGGCUACAGUCUUGUCAUGUUUAGUCAUUUAGCGUUUACUUUUGGAUAAUGUCUGGUGUCUGGGAAUGCUAGCAGGUGAUUAUAGAGGAUUAGUAUGUGUAUUGAACAAUCAAGCAUCAUAUUAUUCAUUUGAUUAUAGAGGAGGAGGGCAGAAAUGAAACUUUAAUGAAAUUAGUCAUUUUAAUUGAUUGGAGAAAUUGAGAACCUGCCUGUCAGAAUUAGCAGUAUUGAACGGCUGAGCGAACAGAGAAAGGUGUAAACAUGUUAUUGUUUUGGAAUGUUCACGGUCAGCUAGUAGAGAGCAAUGGUAAUGUUGAGUGUGUGUAAUCAACCAAUAAAAAAGGUCAACAACUAGCAAAUAUUGAGUUUGGGUUAUAGAGACUGUACUUUACAAUAGUAGUUCAAAUCAAAUUGUAUUUGUCACAUGCGCUGAAUACAACAGGUGUAGUAGACCUUACCAUGAAAUGCAUACUUACGAGCCCUUAACCAACAAUGCAGAGUUUUUCAAAAGUAAGUAAGUUAGACUGUACCUUACAAUAUAGUAGCUACAAACUAUACUUUGUAGUUUGAGACUUCAAAACAUGUUUGAGUUGAGUGUUAUUGUCAGUUGAUUGACAGACAGUGUAUCGCCCCCCUCCCCUCUGCGCAGACUGGCCAGGUGAUGUGCAGGAGGAUGGUAUGUGACUGUGAGAACCCCACAGCUGACCUGUUCUGCUGUCCAGAGUGUGACCCUCGCCUCAGCAGCCAGUGUCUGCACCAGAACGGCCUGCUGACCUAUGGCAGUGGAGACACCUGGGUGGAGAACUGCCAGCAGUGCCAGUGUCUGGUUAGUACCAAUAAUACACACCCUAUAAAUAGAUAGGACACACUGUACUGGACUCUGCAUUAAAUCAAAUGAAAUUGUAUUUAUCAAGUGCGCUGAAUACAACUGGUGUAGACUUUACUGUGAAAUGCUUGCUUACAAACCUUUCCCAACGAUGCAGUUUAAAAGAUAAUAAUAAUAAAUAGUAUCUAACACAAGAGGAAUAAAAUAAAAUACACAAGAAUGGAGCUAUAUACAGGGAAUACCAGUACUUUAGUGAUUAAUGUACGGGAGAUACUGUGUGUGUGUGUGUGUGUGUGUGUGUGUAUGCAGGUCUCUAUGUCCACAAGUCUCUAUGUCCUGGCAAUAUAUAAAACUGAAUUAUGACAUGUCAAGAGCGUUCUCUAUUGAAUUUACUCAAAGAAAUAUGCACUGUUUGCAUUGACUCUCUCCACUGUCGACCUUUUCCAAGGCUCCCUCAUCCCUGCUGUUCAAACAACAGGAAGGCUUUUUUACGAGGAUUUCACACUAAAUCUGACAGAACAUCACAUCCUACCGCCUUCAAUAAGCCUUUCAGACGCCCUUCACCACCAGCCAUAUGUUUAUUAAAUGCAAAUGUCACACUUGGCAUUCUCCCUGGCCAAUCCACUCCUGGAAAAAAGUAACACUUAGCUGCAUUUGCGUCAAUCUGCCUUUGCGUCGACCCAUAAAUCAUCUUUAGCAUUGUCGUUCUGCCAGCUCUCUCCCGACCGCCCGUUCCCUCGGAGGAGUGGCAUUACCGUUGGUUAUUUUUUCCCUCCAAACAGAAUGUUGUAGACACACAUACAGCCAUCCCACCUCUCUCCUUCUGUGAUUAGCAAAUGAAUACAGAGACACCAAGUAAAAUCCAUGGCUGUUGUACUAGACAGCAUAAUGUUGUUUCCUUCCCCCACUGUGAUGCUGUCCUUAAGGGUUAGACCUUAAGGGCCUUGGGUGGAUUACUUACAGCAGGCCAUUAUAGGGCUGUGAAAUCACUGUGUUGGAGAUGCAGGGUGCUGAAAUGGGCUUUCUGUUGAAUCUCUUUCUCUCUCUCUGAGGCAGGCACUCAGGUAUGCAUGCACACAAACACACACAUACAUCAUGUUGCACACACAAACACAGCCACCAGCCAAAAUGGUAUAAACUGCAGCACUUGAAAGAGCGGAGUGGAGGAGAAUGGUGCGGAGAUAUACACGUGGGAUCUAGUAGCGUGACCGGGACAUGAAAUUAACCUUGAAUGCCUACACAGCAGAGUCUGAACCAUACUGGCCCCGCUCUGCUCAGCAGGGAAAUGGACACGCAAAUCUCUAAGACAAAGAUACAAAUCCCCUUUUAAAUUACAUGUAUUUUUGCACUCAUUUGAAUGACAUAAUAUGGCUCUUUGACAUAUGUAUCUCUGACUUGCUACUAUAGGUAUAGGACGCUAUGGGUAUAGGAUAUUGUUUUAGCCUUAGAUCUAGAGGAAUGAAAUAUGGUUGUUGUUGGCCACGCUGUUGUCUAGCCAAGGCAAAUCUCUGGCAAGACUCUGGGGUCUUUCAGAACAGGUGUAUAUACAGUGGGGGAAAAAAGUAUUUAGUCAGCCACCAAUUGUGCAAGUUCUCCCACUUUAAAAUAUGAGAGAGGCCUGUAAUUUUCAUCAUAGGUACACGUCAACUAUGACAGACAAAUUGAGAAAAAAAAAUCCAGAAAAUCACAUUGUAGGAUUUUUAAUGAAUUUAUUUGCAAAUUAUGGUGGAAAAUAAGUAUUUGGUCACCUACAAACAAGCAAGAUUUCUGGCUCUCACAGACCUGUAACUUCUUCUUUAAGAGGCUCCUCUGUCCUCCACUCGUUACCUGUAUUAAUGGCACCUGUUUGAACUUGUUAUCAGUAUAAAAGACACCUGUCCACAACCUCAAACAGUCACACUCCAAACUCCACUAUGGCCAAGACCAAAGAGCUGUCAAAGGACACCAGAAACAAAAUUGUAGACCUGCACCAGGCUGGGAAGACUGAAUCUGCAAUAGGUAAGCAGCUUGGUUUGAAGAAAUCAACUGUGGGAGCAAUUAUUAGGAAAUGGAAGACAUACAAGACCACUGAUAAUCUCCCUUGAUCUGGGGCUCCACGCAAGAUCUCACCCCGUGGGGUCAAAAUAAUCACAAGAACGGUGAGCAAAAAUCCCAGAACCACACGGGGGGACCUAGUGAAUGACCUGCAGAGAGCUGGGACCAAAGUAACAAAGCCUACCAUCAGUAACACACUACGCCGCCAGGGACUCAAAUCCUGCAGUGCAAGAUGUGUCCCCCUGCUUAAGCCAGUACAUGUCCAGGCCCGUCUGAAGUUUGCUAGAGUGCAUUUGGAUGAUCCAGAAGAGGAUUGGGAGAAUGUCAUAUGGUCAGAUGAAACCAAAAUAUAACUUUUUGGUAAAAACUCAACUCGUCGUGUUUGGAGGACAAAGAAUGCUGAGUUGCAUCCAAAGAACACCAUACCUACUGUGAAGCAUGGGGGUGGAAACAUCAUGCUUUGGGGCUGUUUUUCUGCAAAGGGACCAGGACGACAGAUCCGUGUAAAGGAAAGAAUGAAUGGGGCCAUGUAUCGUGAGAUUUUGAGUGAAAACCUCCUUCCAUCAACAAGGGCAUUGAAGAUGAAACGUGGCUGGGUCUUUCAGCAUGACAAUGAUCCCAAACACACCGCCCGGGCAACAAAGGAGUGGCUUCGUAAGAAGCAUUUCAAGGUCCUGGAGUGGCCUAGCCAGUCUCCAGAUCUCAACCCCAUAGAAAAUCUUUGGAGGGAGUUGAAAGUCCGUGUUGCCCAGCGACAGCCCCAAAACAUCACUGCUCUAGAGGAGAUCUGCAUGGAGGAAUGGGCCAAAAUACCAGCAACAGUGUGUGAAAACCUUGUGAAGACUUACAGAAAACGUUUGACCUGUGUCAUUGCCAACAAAGGGUAUAUAACAAAGUAUUGAGAAACUUUUGUUAUUGACCAAAUACUUAUUUUCCACCAUAAUUUGCAAAUAAAUUCAUUAAAAAUCCUACAAUGUGAUUUUCUGGAUUUUUUUACUCAUUUUGUCUGUCAUAGUUGACGUGUACCUAUGAUGAAAAUUACAGGCCUCUCUCAUCUUUUUAAGUGGGAGAACUUGCACAAUUGGUGGCUGACUAAAUACUUUUUUUUCCCCACUGUAUACUGAGAUCAUGUGACACUUAGAUUCCACACAGGUGGACUUUAUUUAACUAAAGGUAAUUGGUUGCACCAGAUCUUAUUUAGGGGCUUCAUAGCAAAGGGGGUGAAUACAUAUGCAUGCAUCACUUUUCCGUUAUUUAUUUUUAACUAUUUUUGAAAUGUUCUUUUUUUAAAUUUCACUUCACCAAUUUGGACUAUUUUGUGUAUGUCCAUUACAUGAAAUCCAAAUAAAAAUCCAUUUAAAUUACAGGAUGUAAUGCAACAAAAUAGGAAAAACGCCAAGGGGGAUGAAUACUUUUUCAAGGCACUGUAGGUCAUGCAGAAUCAUAGCUUAACCAGGAUCUAUAAAGUUCGCCAGAAUAUAUGACCUGUAUUCACUGGCUUAUUGAAACGACUGCUUGAGAAAUCCAAUAAGGCUUUCUCUGCUGCAACUGUGUAGUGAUUAUUAUGAGCGGGAGAAUGAACGGGUGACCAAAACAACUCCAUUAGGAAAUCCAGAAUAUUUAGCCCAGUGUCUGAAAAUGUAUUUCCUCUCAUACUGCUACUCCUAUGCAAUGACAUAGCCCCAUCUAUGAUGUAUCAGGACAAAAUGUCUAUGUUUACAUGAUACUUUUUUGACUGCAUCAGGGUGGUAUAGAAGUAUACUGAAACAUUUGGCAAAGGACAGGAUCUAUUCAAUACAAUUGUAGGGGUGAUGGACUGUACGUAUCAGUGGAGGCUGCUGAGGGGAGGACGACUCUCAAUAAUGGCUGGAAUGGAGUCAAUGGUGUUUGAUACCAUUCCAUUGGCUCCGUUCCAGACAUUAUUAUGAGCCGUCCUCCCCUCAGCAGCCUCCACUGGUAUGUAAUAAGACUCCAGUCUGUCUGUCUGUCUUUCUGUCUCACCCUCCCACAGCAGGGGCAGGUAGACUGCUGGCCCCUGUCGUGCCCCCAUUUGGACUGUGAGUUCACGGUGGUGCCCAAGGGCGAAUGCUGUGCCCGCUGCGUCACCGACCCCUGCCAGGCUGACACCAUCCGUAACGACAUCACCAAGACGUGCAUGGACGAGCACGGCAUCCAGCGCUUCAGCGGCUCCUCCUGGGUCAAACACGGCACUGAGUGCACCCUCUGCCAGUGCAAGGUAACAGCCAUGGAUAUUCAUUAUAUCUAUGCGGACUUCAGCCAACUAUACCUCAUGUUGGCGCCAAACACUCCAUGACUAUCGAAAUUCUAAAUGUCAAACCAAGUUUGCCUUUCAGUGAGAAAAGUAGAAAACAAUAAUAGAACUUCAUUCUGCAGUAGAGAAACUUCAAAGAGAAGAACUGUAUUGUGGUUAAAGUCUGACAGUGACCCACUCUAAAUUCUCUCUCUCCUCCCCCUCUCUUUCAGAAUGGACAUAUCUGUUGCUCAGUGGACCCCAUGUGCCUUUAG